AUGCAGCUCUACCCAAGAGCCCGAGCGGAACGUCCCAGCAUCCACCACCCAUCAGUCCGGCCACGUCGGUUGGCGAUUAUCAAAGCGGCUACCUUUAACCUCAUCCUCCUGCAGGUUCUUUUCCUCGGCCUGUUUAGCUAUAUCUUCGGCUCCAUUUUCCAACAGACCACACACAUCCACAACCUCAAUGUUCUGUUCGUCGACUACGACGGCGGUGCGAUCGGAGACUCAAUACGCAGCGCGUAUGAGAAGGUUCGGGGACCAGGGUUUCCAUCCUUGAUAGAAAAUUCUGUCACAGAGUACCCUCAGUCAAGCACUGUUGGUGACGCAGUCUGUAACAUUGACUAUUGGGGGGCGUUGUACACUUCACCAAACGCGUCCAAUCAGUUGACAGCCGCGUUGUCCGGGGGGUCUGCUGCGUCCCAGUAUGACAGAAGCGACGUCCUCACCAUGGUGUGGAAUCAGGCACGCUAUCCAACGGUCGUUGAUUCCGCCAUCUCUAACUCUCUGAAAUCGCUGGCCGAAACCGCACGGGUUGCCUACUCUACAACAAACGGGCAACAGGCCUUGGAGUCUCUCAAUAGCUCUGAUGCGGAUGCCGUCGCGGUCAUGUACGAACCAUGGACCCUGUCUUCCGUCAAUCUCCAGCCGACAUCACAAGGAUCGCGACUCAUCUACAACACCCUCGUCAUCAUUUUGAUUAUCAUCCAGGAAUUCUUCUUCUUGGGGUAUGUCAAUGGACUAUACGUCCAGUUCAAACUCUACGCAUCAGUAGCGCCUCACCGGAUCGCGAUUGCGCGACAAUGUAUCUCAGCAGUCUACACUCUGAUCGGGUCCCUCUGCACCACAGGCGCCAUCUGGGCAUUCCGAAAUGGCUGGGACGUCAACGGAAACCAGUUCGUCCUAACGUGGACGUCCCUGUGGCUCUUCGCGCACCUAAACUUCCUCGUUCUAGACGCAUUCACCGUAUGGCUGCCGCCUCCCUACGUGCCCAUGUCCUUGAUAUCAUGGGUCGUCCUGAACUCUACCUCGGUCUUGCUUCCGUUCGGCCUGUCCCCGGGUUUCUAUCACUGGGGCUACGCCCUACCAGCCCACGCCAUCUACCAGAUCUUCAUCGAUAUCUGGUCCGGCGGAUGCAACCCGCAACUCGAUUACGCGUUGCCGGUUCUCUUUGCCUGGGAGGUUGUGGCGAUGGCCGUGAGCACGAUUGGUGUCUACCGACGGGCACACUACGCGUGUCUCGCGCAGGAGCAGGAGGACAAGUCAUGCCGAGACAACAUUGCGACUGCACUGGCGGACUUGCGGCAAACCCUAGCAAUGGAUCAGAAGACGGCGCCGGAUUCGAAGGAAGAAGGGGGGACGGUCGCUCAAAGAUCUGCCGCAUCCGCCGCGGUUUGCACGGAACGGGAGAAAUUGGUCGACAUCAUGCGACAUGAGAUUUUGCGGACGAGAGAUGAUGAAACAAGCAAUGGGAUGACAUUUGCCUUGCCAUUUAAAGAUUAA
Molecule: messenger RNA, 1503 nt
Organism: Aspergillus puulaauensis
Lineage: Eukaryota; Fungi; Ascomycota; Eurotiomycetes; Eurotiales; Aspergillaceae
Product: SNG1 family protein
Exons: 1
Coding region: 1-1503 (500 amino acids)
Cellular component (GO): membrane
Source: RefSeq, a predicted model, not a curated record